Messenger RNA from Diachasmimorpha longicaudata, 5828 nucleotides. Its product is annotated as potassium/sodium hyperpolarization-activated cyclic nucleotide-gated channel 1-like. Lineage: Eukaryota; Metazoa; Arthropoda; Insecta; Hymenoptera; Braconidae. Gene Ontology annotation, cellular component: HCN channel complex. Gene Ontology annotation, molecular function: voltage-gated potassium channel activity. Gene Ontology annotation, biological process: sodium ion transmembrane transport; potassium ion transmembrane transport; regulation of membrane depolarization. The transcript has 5 exons. The coding region runs from base 21 to 1808 and encodes 595 amino acids. The record is from RefSeq and is a predicted model, not a curated record.
AUUCCCCUGUUAUUAUCAAGAUGAGGCGAUUGUCAUGGUCAGGUAGCAGCUCCGAUCAAGUUCGUCGAGGCUCAUCAUUAAAGACCUCUUCAAGAGCCUUCCAACACCACUGUCAUCUCACAAAAACCUCCGGAAGCACUCUCCCGAGGCUUCCUCCAAACGCGAGAUUGAUCCCCCGCCUCAAGAGAUCCUUCCAAAAGCUCAUAAUCGUCUCUGAGCACCACCCGUACUCAAUUUACCUCCGGAGUCGGGGGGUCAUUUCCGCGGAGAAGAGGAGGCACUGGAGAUCGAAAAACUGGUGGGUCGUUCAUCCCUUCAGUCGCCUGAGACUUCUCUGGGAUUAUUUGAUGACCCUCACGCUGGUUUAUUACUUCAUUGCGGUACCUUACGUCAAAUGCUUCUUCAGAAUUUGUGGACGAGAGACAUCCGAGAGCUCUGAGUACGUGAAUCCGGUGUUUGGGGUGUGUCUCAUGGAUAUUUUCAUGAGUUUUUUCACGGGUUUUCGGGACGAGGAGGCGAUGGAGAUCGAAUUGGAGCCGGGAGUGAUAGCCAGGCAUUAUACAGGUGGAUUUUUCCUCCUCGACCUGAUAACUUCGAUACCUUACUCCUGGUUCACCUCCACCCACCUCGAGCCCCCCGGCCCUGAGGUCAAUUUCCUACAAUUCAUAGCGGAAAUACUACCCCUGCUCAAGAUAUUACGGAUAUCGACAUUGAGACAUUACAUAAAACAGCUGAUUGCCAUAUGUGGCUACAGUUCCGUUGUAGAUAUAACGGUUUGGUUGUCACUACUAAGUGUUCUCAUACUCCACUGGAGUGCCUGCCUCACCUGGGGAUUCCCGUUCGUAACUUUGUACGCCACGCGCGAGAGGAUCGAGAGAUCCGAUGCUCAUGUCGUGAAGAAUGGAAUUUAUCAGGAGAAUUCUUGGUACAUUUACCUGUUCAGUUUGCACAUGGGAUUGAGUAAUCUAGUUGGAUCUAAUUUUAUGGAGCUCCUGGACACUUCCACGAGUGACAAAAUCGUCAGGUGUGUUCUGCUGCUACUGGGGACCGGAUAUCUGAUUUAUCUCAUUGUUGUUUUCUUACAACUGAUUGAGUCAUCUGCUGAGCCUGAGCUCAAGUACCAAUUGAUAAUGAGCCGAGUUAAGGAAUACAUAGAGGAUAAAAAUUUAUCGAAAGAUCUAGGUGACAGAUUGAUUAAAUACUAUGAGUACAGAUACGAGGGGAGUUACUUCAAGGAGAACGCGAUAGCUAGUACUUUAUCGAAUCAUCUGAGGCUCGAGAUCAAUGUCAGGUCGAAUCGGGGUCUCCUGGAGACAGCCACGGUCCUUCAUAAUUUACCUAGAACUCUUCUGGCGAAUCUAUUGAACUCGAUGACGCCUGUCAUUUACCUAGAGAACGACGUAAUCUAUCGGUACGGGGAUGAGGGGGAGUGCAUGUAUUUUAUAUCGAGUGGAACUGUCGCUGUGAUAAAUUCCCUGGGAAAAGAGUUAGAUCACCUGGUUGAUGGCAGCCACUUCGGUGAACUCUCCCUCCUCCACCAGAACUAUCCCAGGGAAGUCUCGGUUAUCGCCAUCGAGACCUGUGAACUCCUCCAGCUCAACCGACGCACCUUCUCCCGUCUCAUCGUUCCCAACACCGAGCUCCAUCGGAGACUCACUCAAAUUUCCGAAAAACGGCUCGUGGACAUUCACAACUCCACUGAAAUAUCCCAGCAGGACCGGGAAAUCUCGAACCGUAGAAAAUUCGAUAUGAAAAAACUCCUCAUGAGGACUGAGGUCGUAUCAGUUAACUCCACCUCCACAGACUGAAAUAAAUAUCAACAUAGAAAUGGAAAUUCAUGGAAAUUCAAUUCAUGUUCAUUCCAGUAUAUAUUUUCUUCCUUUUUCAUUAUACUUAUAUACUUCAAGUAUCCAAGCACGAAUAUAUGUUCGCAGAUGUGACAAGUUUUCUAUAAACUCUCUCGAGUUAUUCUUUCUUUUCGCUACUCCAUGAAACGUUUACAAUUGUUUAUUGAUUCAAUGAUUUCGAGUGGAAUAAUGAAAUAAUAAUUAUCUCGUGAUGUUUUUAGCUCUCGUUACUCGAAAUUUUUUUGUAGAUAAAUAGAGAGAAUGAGAUUAAUUUCACUUUGUUUUUAUGAAAUUCCGAUUUCGACCAUCAUUUUUUCGAAAUAUCUUGGAAACGAAGGGAGACAGUGCAAAAAUCAUCAACACCUUCUUCGUAGCCCGUGAAAUUACCCACCAAGAAGGCUCAGAGGACGAUUUCGAUGUCCCACUUAUUUUCGGAGAUAAUCUCAAAAAUUGUAAUCGAAAUUUCCCCAAUCUCGUUCCCCCCCUUCACCUUUUCACCUAAAACAAAUUUGAAAAAUUCAGAGAUGAUUUCACCAUUCACUCAUCAUCCACCCAAACUCACCCCCACUCUCCCCCCUCCCCCAAAUCCAUAAAAAAAUAACGACUAAAAUAUUAAACCAUUCGCCCAUUUUUUUGUAAGAAUGCACUGAAAAAAAAAUUAUAAAAAAAAAACAUUCACUUGAUUUUUUUUUUUCAUCAUUAUUUAGGGCGCGUUCAGAGUGUAUUUACAGUUAGAUACAUAGAAGGCAUUCGAAGCUUGCUACAUUGUCGACUUAUCUCCUCCCAUUUAUUAAUUUUGUUCAUUCAAUUGUUCGUCAACUGCACCGCACACUCACUCACACGUGGAUUACAAAUUCAUGUCGCCAGUUUUUCAAUGCUUAAUUGUUUAUAUCUCCCGUCUUUUCUUUUCUUUCGCGAAUCAAAGGCUCAACUCGUAUUAAUCAAUCCUUUUCCAUCAUGAAUAUUUUCUUCCCUUAAUCAAUUAAUUUAAUUAAUUUUCUGGAAUGUACCUAUCAUCUAUCAACUAGCACGUUAUGAUUAAAAAUAAGUUUCAGUCAUUUACAGUUUUAUGACACUUCCGAAUGAUUCAGUGGACCCUCUUACGUUUUUUUUUUCAAUUAUUUAAUUAAAUUUCACAACGUUAAAUUUAGAAAUCAAUAGUUAUUCACAUAAUUGUGCUCAACAUAUUAAACUCGAUAUGUUUAUUUUUUUUUAUUUUGUGCAGAAAGGAUAAAAUGAGGGGUAAUAAUUACAGAAAUCAAUGAUGCAAUUAAUCAGUCAAUUGUUCAUCAGGUUGAUUGGGUGAUUGAUUAAUUUCAUCUAUCGAUUGGACACAUCAUUUAGACUCUUUGGCAUUGAUAAUUAAUAAAAUGUAUUUGGUUAAGUUCACGCCCCUUCGGAAGGUCAUUCCUAUCAAUUUUUAAUUAAUUUUCAUCUUCCUUUGAUAUAAUUAAUUAUACAGCUACUAUGAGUGGUGAUAGCUUGCACGGGGGGAAAUACUUGGCAGGGAAAAAAACAUCAACAACAAUGAUUCCUCAUGUAUCAACAACAUUAACAACAUCGGCGUUCAUCAUUCUAGUAUCUUCAUUAUUUUAUUUACGAGAUUUGUGGUUUACUCGUCCUGAUUAGGGGGAUAAUUUCGUCGGGGAGACAGGGGCAAAAUGAAGUAUGAGAAGAAAACACGAUUUAGUACGAUUUAGAAUUUUCUUCCUAUUUUCGGAGAGGGUCAAAUCGUGAGGGUGAGGGUUUAAUGGCCCCUGAGAAUAUCAGGGUCAAGUGCUGGUGAAAAUAAUAUUCUUGACCGAGGGAUAAUUUAAUUUUUCAUAAUUAAAUUGCACAGCCCUCAAAAAUAUCUAGAAUUCCACGUCUUAAUGGGUCACUUGACUCUCCCCUAACAAAAAAAAAAUUGUUCCCACCUGUUUUGUCCUGGUCUCCCCGAAAUAGCUGAAAAUCACUGGGAAAAUACGAAAGUUAAAUUAUAACUUUCUCCAUAUUUCAAAUUUUCAUUUCGAAUAAAUCCUCCCCAUUUUCUCCAAAUGCUCAAAUUCUCGUUGAAAGCCACAAGAUACGUGAAAUAAACUCUCAUCUCGUCCUUUAAAUGCAAAAUCUUGGGACUCAAGCAUCUCGUAAUCAUAAUCCCUCAUCAUUUCUCUUCCAAUCGUUGUCACAAAUUGAAAUCCUCAUCUCCUAAACAUUAUAUUAAUCGUUAAAUUACAAUUUUUCAUGCCUUUUCUAUAUCGAUAUCUCACGUCGAGUUCAAUUAUCAUUCCUCUCAUUAUCCAUGAAUCCAUACACACACGAUUCUCUGGUUCCUUCUAAAUUUUUCCAACCUCACAUCAUCAAUUUAAUUUAUUUAUAUCCUGUUGAUUUAUUAAUUUAUUGCAUACGCUUUGGACCAUCGAUCGAUCGAUAUCCACAAGUGACUCGAUAAAUUGUGCGUUUAAUCGUUCUCCAGAUCAUAAUUAAUCAACAACAUUGUUAAUUAAUUACUCGAAUUUUACGUUCAUCUAAAACCGUCGAAUCUCCUCAUUCAUGCGGCAAUUUAUCUGUUUAUUAUUGAUUAUGCAGUCUUUUCAGUGAAAUAAUCAAUCAAAAUUUCAACGAAACAUAUUCAUCACUAUUAAUUAUCAAUAUUUAUUGAAGAUUGAUGGGCUUUAGAUGACAAAAUCGCGAUUCUUUCGGACGAUGAGAUGAAAUCAAACGGUUAAAUUCAUGAUAAUUAUUAAUUAGUAAUGCUUCAACUGUAUUUAUAUUUACAAACAGUUCACUCCCAGUAAUUGAAAUUUUUCAAGUUAAAUUAAUUGUUUAAUCUAGGUGAAUGAAGUAAAAUUACAGUUAAUGUAAAUGUAAAUCAUUUGAUGAUAAAUCGUCUAGUUUGUAGAUCCGUUUUGAUUCAUAUGGUUUUAGGUAAUUAGCGAUUAAAAUUAAAUCAAUGGCACCUGUUCACUAUUCUAAAUUGUCUGUGUUAAAUUAUGAAAAAAAUUACAACCGGGGAUCAUUGAGGAAAAAGCUUGGGUAAUACUGAAUUCCUGGGCCGUAAUAUUUACAGAUAUAUUAGGAUUAAUUAGUUAAUUAAUCGAUUUUAGAGGGAGAGGUACGUCCAGAGGUUUCUCAGGCUUUGAUUAUUUUUCCUCGAGUCGAUGAUUCGCCUACUCUCAAUACAUUAAUUAUGUUGAUUGAGUCAUUAUGUUUCAUUAAUGUGUGUCAUGAGGAGUGAAUGAUUGUCCUAUUGGUGGAGUAAUUUUUCAACCCCAGACUCUCAGUUUUCCUCGCGUAAUGAAAAUUAAAAUGGUGAGAAAAUUAUACGAAUGGCAAAUGUGAUUAAAUUGAAUAAAUUCCAAAAUCACAUCCCUGACGAUUUAGAAAAAAAAUUUCCCUUCUCGUAGUCCCAAGAAACCCCCAAACCCUCGAUCGAUCGACAGUCAAGCCGAAAAAAUUCACACAUGAAUAAAUAUCCCUCGAAAAUUCUACCACACAUAUCCCACUCACAAAUAAUUAAUAAGAACUUCUCAUUUAAUCAUCAAGGUAUAAAAUCCACCCUAGUUGAUUUGAAUAAUUUAAGUUAUUCUUUGAAGCCCCCCUCCCCCCCUAGCGUUAAUUAACAAUCAGAGGACACACAUUACGACUAAAAAUCACCUCGAGCCUCUGAAAAUAAUAUUCACUGUUUCCCUCGAUGCAAUUAAUAUUCAAUACUCAAAAUCCCCGAUAAAUCCUCUCAUUUACAACAAAAUCCCCAAAAACAUUAACCUUAAAAUUAAUUAUCAGGUCUUAAUGAAUAAAUCAUCAUCCAUUAAUCUCGAAAAAUUCAUCAUUAUUCAUAACAAAAUUCAUUACCUAUUCCACAUCAGACGAUUGGUUAUUUAAAAAAAAGGCUGAAGAGGUCUUUUAUCCGUCCACUUAAUAUUUGUGCAGUUGUGAUGUGACUUUGUCAUGUCAUAAGUACAAUAUGACAGUAAAAAUGAUUUAAAAAAAAUUAAACAA